AUGGUUUCUCAAGAUAUGGUCGACUCUGCCAAAGAGGCAUGGACGGAAGCAGCGGACGACUUCGUCACCACAAAGACGGACGCACAGUCACAGUAUGAAGAAGCAAAAGAUUCCGGACUCGCAUAUGAUUCUUCUUUUGUGCAAUGGGUACAACAGGGUAAUUAUCCUGCAUUAAUGGCGGCUUUUAACACAGUCAAAUCUGAACAAUCUCGCUACGAAAACAUGUUGAUGCAAUACGACAUGGAAGCUGGACAGAAGUGGCAUCAAAAUUUGAAUGCCGUGAUAACAGCCAAGCAACACUUUAUGCGGGAGGACUUUUCAUUCAUCGUUGCCACUCCGGAAGAAGUGGACGACGGUCAAGAGUUUCUACACACAGCGCAAGUGAAUGCCCGCGAGGAGAACUAUCGCAACCGGUAUGGAGAAGCCAGCCGCUAA
Molecule: messenger RNA, 435 nt
Organism: Penicillium nucicola
Lineage: Eukaryota; Fungi; Ascomycota; Eurotiomycetes; Eurotiales; Aspergillaceae
Exons: 2
Coding region: 1-435 (144 amino acids)
Source: RefSeq, a predicted model, not a curated record